This is a messenger RNA of Mus caroli (Ryukyu mouse), 1665 nucleotides long. The record is from RefSeq and is a predicted model, not a curated record. NCBI's taxonomy places the organism in Eukaryota, Metazoa, Chordata, Mammalia, Rodentia, Muridae.
AUGCCACAGAACCAACUGCAUAGCUGGCUGGAUGCUGUACUAUUUGGGCUCCUGCUUCUCCACGUCCAUGUGCAGGGUCACAACUCACCAGAGGCCAGCCCCAUCAGAAACACACAUACUGGCCAGGUCCGAGGCAGACUCGUCCACGUGAAGGACACUAAAUCUGGUGUCCACACCUUCCUGGGAACCCCCUUUGCCAAGCCUCCUGUAGGACCACUGCACUUUGCACCUCCUGAGGCCCCUGAGCCAUGGAGUGGUGUGAGAGAUGGGACAUCACUACCAGCCAUGUGUCUGCAAAAUCUUGAACUACUGUAUCCAGAGGGCCUGAAGGAGAUGAAACUGAACCUGUUUCCCUUCUCUAUGUCCGAGGACUGCCUGUAUCUCAACAUCUACACACCAGCCCACGCCCAGGAGGGCUCUAACCUGCCUGUGAUGGUGUGGAUCCACGGUGGUGGACUGGUUGCAGGCAUGGCUUCCAUGCAUGAUGUAUCUGUGCUGGCAGCCACUGAGGAUGUGGUGGUGGUCACUAUCCAGUACCGCCUGGGUGUCCUGGGUUUCUUCAGCACUGGAGACCAGCAUGCCAGAGGCAACUGGGGAUACCUGGACCAAGUGGCUGCCCUAGGCUGGGUCCAGCAGAACAUUGCCCACUUUGGUGGCAACUGUGACUGGGUCACAAUUUUUGGCGAGUCUGCAGGUGGCACAAGUGUGUCUUCACUUGUUGUGUCCCCCAUGUCCCAAGGGCUCUUCCAUGGUGCCAUCAUGGAGAGUGGAGUGGCCCUGCUGCCUUACCUUAUCUCCAACACCUCUGAGAUGGUCUCUACUAUGGUGGCCAAGCUCUCUGGAUGCCAGGCCAUGGAUUCACAGGCCCUGGUGCUCUGUCUGAGAGGCAAGAGUGAAGCAGAGAUUCUGGCUAUUAACAAGGUCUUUAUACUGAUCCCUGCUGUGGCAGAUGGAGAGUUCCUACCCAAGCAUCCCAAAGAGUUGUUGGAAUCUGAGGAUUUUCACCCUGUCCCCAGCAUCAUUGGUGUCAACAAUGAUGAGUAUAGUUGGACAAUCCCCAGGGUCCUGGGCUCUGCUCAGACAAUAAAGCAAAUAACCAGGGAGAACCUGCAGGCUGUUCUGAAGAAUACAACAGCAGAACUGAUGCUGCCUCCUGAGUGUAGUGACCUGCUAAUGGAAGAGUACAUGGGGGACACUGAGGAUGCCCAGACCCUCCAAGCACAGUUCAGAGAGAUGAUGGGAGACUUUCACUUUGUCCCUCCUCCAGGUUCCCAUGCCCCUGUCUACUUCUAUGAAUUCCAACAUCAAUCCAGCUUCCUCAAGGAUAUCAGGCCACCCCAUGUGAAGGCUGACCAUGCUGAUGAGGUUCCUUUUGUCUUUGGGUCCAUGCUUUUUGGGAUGAAACUUGACAUCACUGAGGAGGAAAAACUGCUGAACCAGAGGAUGAUGAAGUACUGGGCCAACUUUGCAAGACAUGGGAACCCCAACAGUGAGGGCCUACCCUACUGGUCCAUGCUGAACCAAGAUGAGCAGUAUCUACAGCUGGACAUCCAGACUGCUGUGGGCCAAGCACUGAAGGCAAGAAGGCUGCAGUUCUGGACCAAGACUCUGCCCCAGAAGAUUCAGGAGUUAAAUAGAUCUGAAAAUAUGCACAAAGAUAUGUAG